Messenger RNA from Zophobas morio, 5572 nucleotides. It is a transcript of the gene na, whose product is annotated as sodium leak channel NALCN. Gene Ontology annotation, cellular component: plasma membrane. Bases 175 to 5421 code for a protein of 1748 amino acids. Lineage: Eukaryota; Metazoa; Arthropoda; Insecta; Coleoptera; Tenebrionidae. Gene Ontology annotation, biological process: positive regulation of synaptic transmission, GABAergic; monoatomic ion transport; transmembrane transport. Gene Ontology annotation, molecular function: monoatomic cation channel activity. The transcript has 23 exons. The record is from RefSeq and is a predicted model, not a curated record.
UUGAUUUUUUAAACUCCCAGCAUCCGUCUCUUAAGUUUCUGGAACAUAACAAAUAACAACGAAUAACUAAAAAUCAUGUGUAUUGUCAAUCACGCCAGAAAGAUUGGAUUAACCAGAAAUGUUAGUUAAAAAUAUAAAUUCUUCCAAAAUGGGCUGAAAAUAUUUUACUUCAAUAUGAUGUUGGGGAGAAAACAGAGCUUGAAAGGGGAGCCAGUUCUAGCAGAUUAUGGUCCUGAUGAGGCUUUUAAUGAGAGCGCUGAUAUCGAAUGGGUGAACAAGAGAUGGGUCCGCAGACUAAUGCGAACAUGCGCCUUGCUCAGCUUAGCAUCUGUCAGCUGCAACACCCCCAAGACCUUCGAACGCAUAAUACCCAUGCAAUGGAUCACCUUCAGUGUGGACAUCGUCGUGACCAUUCUUUUCACAUCCGAAAUGGUGGCAAAAAUGCACAUCCGUGGAAUACUAAAAAAAUUUCAGGGAGAAAAACCCUAUCUGAAGGACCACUGGUGCCAAUUUGACGCCAGUAUGGUUUUCUUCUUAUGGAUAUCAGUGAUUUUACAAGUGUUCGAAAUCCUGGGCACGGUCCCACGUUUCAGCUACUUAUCGAUCCUCAGAGCCCCGCGACCUCUCAUCAUGAUCAGAUUUCUGCGAGUGUUUUUGAAGUUUUCUAUGCCUAAAUCAAGAAUAAAUCAAAUAUUCAAGCGUUCGAGUCAACAGAUCUACAACGUCACUCUAUUUUUUCUUUUCUUUAUGUCUUUGUAUGGACUGUUAGGGGUGCAAUUUUUCGGCGAACUAAAAAAUCACUGCGUGCUUAAUAACACAGAUUUGAGGCGUAUAACGAUAAACAGUCUUGCCAUACCGGACACAUUUUGCUCCCUAGACUCUACAUCUGGUUACCAAUGUCCUGAAGGAAUGAAAUGCAUGAAGUUAGAAGGGUUACCAAGAUCUAUAAUAGGAUUCAAUGGGUUCGACGAAUUUGUUACCAGUUUCUUCACUGUGUACCAAGCGGCAUCCCAAGAAGGUUGGGUUUUCAUAAUGUAUAGAGCCAUAGAUUCUCUUCCAGGCUGGCGCGCCGUCCUUUAUUUUAGCACCAUGAUAUUUUUUCUGGCUUGGUUGGUCAAGAACGUUUUCAUAGCCGUCAUCACAGAAACAUUCAACGAAAUCAGAGUGCAAUUUCAACAAAUGUGGGGAGUUCGUGGGCACAUCCAGAACAGUUCGGCGUCACAGAUCUUAAUCGGGGAUGACCGCGGCUGGAAAUUAGUAACUCUAGACGAAAACAAGCACGGAGGUCUCGCUCCAGAUUUCUGCCACAAGAUUCUUCGUUCUCCUCACUUCAGACUGAUUGUUAUGGGGGUAAUUUUGGCGAACGGGAUAGUGACGGCCACCAUGAGGUUCAAACACGACGAAAGACCCAGGCACGUGUUCUACGAACACUAUUACUACACAGAAGUGGGGUUUACCGCACUUCUGGACUUAGAAACGAUUUUUAAAAUCUGGUGCUUGGGGUGGAGAGGGUACUGGAAGCAUUCAAUCCACAAGUUCGAACUCCUUUUAGUCGUAGGGACGACAAUUCACAUCCUACCAGGCCUCUAUAUGAGCGUUUUCACGUACUUUCAAGUUUUGAGAGUCGUGAGAUUGAUCAAAGCGUCACCUCUUUUGGAAGACUUCGUUUACAAAAUUUUCGGACCUGGCAAGAAGUUGGGUAGUUUGAUCAUAUUCACCAUGUGUUUGUUGAUCAUUUCGUCAAGCAUUUCAAUGCAGCUGUUCUGUUUUCUGGAUUUUACUAAAUUUGAGACGUUUGCGGAGGCAUUCAUGUCUAUGUUCCAGAUUCUUACUCAGGAAGCUUGGGUUGAAGUAAUGGAUGAGACAAUGUUGAGAACGCGGUCAAUGCUUGCCCCUCUAGUUGCCGUGUACUUUAUCCUCUACCACCUUUUCGUCACUCUGAUCGUGUUAAGUUUGUUCGUAGCUGUCAUUUUAGACAAUCUCGAACUCGACGAAGACAUCAAGAAGUUGAAACAGUUGAAGUACCGAGAACAGAGUGCCGAAAUCAAAGAAACCUUACCUUUCAGGCUACGAAUCUUCGAGAAGUUUCCAGAUAGCCCGCUCAUGGUCACGCUCCACAAAGUCCCCUCAGACUUUAACCUACCCAAAGUUCGGGAAAGCUUCAUGAGACAGUUCGUCUACGAAACCGAAGACGACGAAAACUCAGAAAGCGGUAUCAAAAAACUAAACGAAGAACUAUUCGAUACCAAAAUCAUCUACCGAAAGCAAAAACCCCUAAAAGUGUUAAACACUUUACCGAAAGUGAGAGUCGAAAACACAAAGCUGAAAAAAACGUCUGUGUCCUACAUCAUCAAGUACGAUUCUAAUAAUCAGAGAUUAAUGCUUGGUGAUUCUUCCAUGAUUCCUGUACCGGGCUGCAAAGGUCCCCUCAAACCCCAAGGAACUAUUAACAGUAUGAAACAGUUACGUAUUGAUCUUAAGAAAUUCGGCUCAAGAUCGAUCAGGAGGAGUGUCCGCAGUGGCUCGAUUAAACUUAAGCAGACUUAUGAGCAUUUGAUGGAAAAUGGUGAUAUUGGAGUUAAUAGAAUGAGUUCGAAUAGAGCUAGACCGCACGAUUUAGAUAUUAAGUUGUUACAAGCCAAACGACAACAAGCAGAGAUGAGAAGAAAUCAACGAGAAGAAGACUUAAGAGAAAACCAUCCAUUUUUUGAUACACCACUUUUUGCGGUACCAAGAGAAAGCAAAUUUAGGAAAUUUUGUCAAUUAAUAGUGUAUGCUAGAUAUGACGCUAGAUUGAAAGACCCAUUGACCGGAAAAGAACGCAAAGUACAAUACAAAAGUCUCCAUACCUUUCUGGGUUUGGUCACCUACUUGGACUGGGUAAUGAUAACCAUGACAACUUUAUCUUGUCUUUCAAUGAUGUUUGAAACCCCCUAUUACCGAGUCAUGGAAAACGUUAGUUUACAAGUGGCUGAGUACUGCUUCGUCAUUUUCAUGAGUAUAGAACUCGCGCUAAAAAUACUAGCUGAUGGACUGUUCUUCACCCCAAAAGCAUACGUCAAAGAUGUAGCUGCUUUACUAGACGUUUUCAUCUAUCUUGUAAGCCUAGUGUUUCUAUGUUGGAUGCCAAAAAAGGUACCACCGAAUUCCGGAGCACAAUUACUCAUGAUCCUUCGAUGUCUUCGACCACUACGAAUUUUUACUUUAGUACCACACAUGAGAAAAGUGGUCUAUGAGCUAUGUCGCGGCUUUAAAGAAAUUUUAUUAGUAUCGACGUUACUAGUUCUUUUGAUGUUCAUCUUCGCCAGUUACGGAGUCCAACUCUAUGGUGGCAAAUUAGCCCGUUGUAACGACCCCAACAUCACCAAAAGAGAAGACUGUGUUGGAGUUUUCUUCCGGCGAGUUUUCGUCACGAAAAUGAAGCUCACACCUGGCGCAAAUGAAACCUACCCAACGAUUUUAGUACCCAGAGUGUGGGCAAAUCCGAGACGAUUUAACUUUGACAAUAUUGGUGACGCAAUGUUGACUUUGUUUGAAGUUUUGUCUUUCAAAGGUUGGCUGGAUGUUAGGGACGUGCUAAUAAAGGCUCUAGGACCUGCACACGCCAUCUACAUCCACGUUUAUAUCUUCUUGGGGUGCAUGAUUGGGUUAACGUUAUUCGUGGGUGUCGUAAUUGCUAACUAUUCCGAAAACAAAGGAACUGCUUUGUUGACUGUUGACCAAAGGCGGUGGUGCGACCUUAAGAAAAGACUAAAAAUUGCGCAACCUUUGCACUUGCCUCCUCGUCCAGAUGGGAAAAAAUUCAGGGCUUUUAUUUACGACAUUACGCAAAAUAUUAAAUUUAAAAGAUGCAUAGCGAUGAUGGUACUGAUCAAUAGUGCUCUUUUAGGAGUCACGUGGAACAAAGAAGAGGCCCACACUGAUAUUCUAGCAACCGUUGGAAUGAUUUGCACACUGUUGUUUUUAGUCGAAGUGGUGAUGAAAAAUAUCGCUUUCACCCCCAGAGGGUACUUACAAUCCAGACGAAACAGGUACGACCUUUUCGUUACCGUCAUGGGGGUAAUUUGGAUGUUCUUCCACACAAUGUUCAAAAACGACCUAACAUAUUUCGUUGGGUUCAUGGUAGUGAUAUUGAGGUUUUUUACCAUUACUGGGAAACACGCAACCCUCAAAAUGCUAAUGUUAACUGUAGGUGUGUCCGUGUGUAAAAGUUUCUUCAUUAUUUUCGGGAUGUUUCUUCUGGUUUUCUUCUACGCAUUGGCUGGUACUAUUAUUUUUGGUACCGUGAAGUACGGUGAAGGUAUUGGAAGGCGAGCAAACUUUGAAUCUCCUGUAACGGGAGUAGCUAUGCUUUUUAGAAUCGUGACAGGAGAAGACUGGAACAAGAUUAUGCACGACUGUAUGAUCCAACCUCCUUAUUGCACUCCUGCUGAUAACUACUGGCAAACCGACUGUGGAAACUUCACCGGAUCGUUGAUCUACUUUUGUACUUUUUACGUUAUCAUAACCUAUAUCGUGUUGAAUUUGCUAGUGGCUAUUAUCAUGGAGAACUUUUCCUUAUUCUACUCAAACGAAGAAGAUGCUCUACUUUCGUAUGCCGAUAUUAGAAAUUUUCAAAACACUUGGAACAUUGUUGAUAUUCAUCAGAGGGGUGUCAUUCCUGUUCGAAGGGUCAAAUUUAUACUUCGUCUUUUGAAAGGUAGGCUAGAAGUAGAUCCCCAAAAAGAUCGACUUCUGUUCAAACACAUGUGCUACGAACUCGAACGACUGCACAAUGGAGAAGAUGUAACCUUCCAUGACGUCAUUAAUAUGUUGUCAUACAGAUCAGUUGAUAUCAGAAAAGCACUACAAUUAGAAGAGUUACUAGCUAGAGAAGAAUUCGAGUAUAUAAUAGAAGAAGAAGUAGCUAAACAGACUAUAAGGACGUGGUUAGAAGGGUGUUUGAAGAAAAUAAGAUCAACAAGCAAGCAACAAAAUAGCCUCAUCGCUGGUCUCCGAGCCACAAAUGAGCUAAUCAACGCGCCUGAAACCACCGAAGAAACGAAGAACGGUGCUCCAGACCUAGAAGCCGAGGCAGAAACCAAAGAGAGCGAAACCCGGAAACAAAAACUUGUUACUCUUCCACGGUCCGACAGCAUUGGGAGCAGUUCUGGGCGGAAAUAUUUAGCACCGACGCUGUCCGACCCUGCUGCUAGAACCGAGAAGGAACGAGUCACCACGAAGAAAAAGAACAAUCGACAAACAGUUGUGGUGAACAAGAAUUUUCCGCACUUGAACGAGACGAACGAGGCCAACAGGAUGCCGAGGGAAGUUUUUAACAACAAAACGACACUUCCGAAAGCUUCGAAUGCCAUGCACGAGAUACGGGAUUGGUGGAAUGAGCAAUUGGCGUAUCAGUCGCAGUCGAGCGAUGAAGAGUAGUUACGUUUGUAAUGAUAAAUGUCUUAUAUUGUAAUAGGAUGUGUAUAUAUUUUAUAUGCAGAGUAUUGUAUAUUAGGUUGCAUAAAACAAGGAGCAAAAUUGAUGUGUUUAUUUGAAAAAAACUUGGUACAGAAUUGUCAUAUAACUGCUG